GGCAAGCAGCAGCAGCAGCAGCAGCAGAGCCAGCGUAAGGCAGGUGUUAAAUGCCAAAAGUAAACAACAAGUAGAUUCCAGAGUAAAGAGAAACCGACACGCCGGACGCCGGCUUGCAGAGCGCGGAAAAGGCCGAGAGGAAGAGGAAGGAGAGCGAACCGUGUAACUAGUGCAGCUGAAUAGCAAUGCUCCUGUAUUAUGCAGUUUUGGUACUUGCUGUCGCUGGGUUGGGUCGAUCCAGUGACGAGGAUUGCAAGGGAUGCGUACCCCUCGACUCUCACUCAUUUGAUAAGGUAAUUCCAAAAUUCAAAGUAGCUCUAGUUAAAUUUGACGUGGCUUUUCCAUAUGGUGAAAAACACGAGGAGUUUGCCAAGGUUGCUGCGGCAACAAAAGAUUCUGCAGAUCUUUUAGUGGCAGAAGUUGGCAUCAAAGAUUACGGUAAAAAAGAGAAUUCCGACUUGGCACAGCGCUAUGGUAUAACCAAGGAUGAUUUUCCUGCUGUUCGUUUGUUCUUGCAAGGAAAACCUGAACCUAUACCGUUUGUUCAGAAAUUAGAUUCUGAUUUCACUGCUGAAAAUUUGAAAAGAUUUAUUAGAGCACGAACGGAUGUUUAUUUGGGAUUGCCAGGAUGCGUUGAACAGCUCGACAGGUUGGCGGAAGAAUUUAAAAAUAGUCAGGAUAAGGAGAGACAGGAAAUACUGAGUAAAGCUAAAAUUUUUGAAGAAACAUUACCUGAAGAACAUCGCAAUGCGGCUCAUGUUUAUGUAAAGACGAUGGAGCGAAUAAUGGAAAGAGGCGAUGUGUUUGUACAGUUGGAACAAUCGAGACUGGAGGGAUUAUUGAAAGGAAAGAUAUCCAAGGACAAGAAACGUAAUAUGGAAGAAAGGCGUAACAUCUUACAAUCAUUCGCACAAAGAGAUGAACUUUAAUUUAAUUAAUUAUUAUUUAUUCAUCGAGAGAAUUUAUGAAACUAGUUGAGACUUUAAAAAGCCUUACUUGAAUGAAUCGAACUUUUGAUGAUUCCGCACUGUGAUAAUUCAAAUGAAAGUCUUCAGCGAAAUUGAAGUCUUGUCUUUGUGCAUAUGUAUGUACAUUCCUAUGAGAACUCCUUAUCAACAGUCAGAAGAUCCAUAAGUUUGUCACUAUUCUCUGCGCAUCUUUGGAAACAAAAUCGAAUUUCAACAAAAAAAAUUUUGAUCUUUGGCUAUUUCGAACAACGAGACAUGCAAGUUUCCGUUAUACCCGAUUCCUGUGCGUCAUAUGAUAUGUACAUUUCCUAUAAGAGCUUAAGACUGCCAUCAAUUUGUACAGAUUGAAUCAAUGUAAGGG
Diprion similis is the source of this 1329-nucleotide messenger RNA. It is a transcript of the gene wbl, whose product is annotated as endoplasmic reticulum resident protein 29. Bases 186 to 929 code for a protein of 247 amino acids. Gene Ontology annotation, cellular component: endoplasmic reticulum; endoplasmic reticulum lumen. Gene Ontology annotation, biological process: protein secretion. The record is from RefSeq and is a predicted model, not a curated record. The transcript has 3 exons. NCBI's taxonomy places the organism in Eukaryota, Metazoa, Arthropoda, Insecta, Hymenoptera, Diprionidae.